UGAGUUGCAGAUGAUCACGCGGAAGACUCGCAUACCUCUAUCAGAGGAGGCUCAGGGGGGGCCCUUAAGGCGGAAGCUUCUACCGUAGCAGUAACGGGGGUGACUGCCAGAGCGGAUCGCAUGGCGACAGUCCUUCUUGAUGGGAUGGAAGGUGCGCCUCCAGACAAGUUUUACAUACUCGGUAGUGGGGCCGUGGAGACGAUCAUAAACGAUGGAGCGGUACUAGAUGCUGUGAUCGAUAACGGCAGUGAGGCUGACAUUAUAAACGAGGAUCUGGCAGUACAGGUUGGACUGGGCCUCGAUAGGUCAUACCUAUUCGAGAUAGAGACUGCUAAUGGGAGAAAGCAACAGAUCACUGGGGUUUGUCACAAGGCAGUCAUAGAGGUCCAAGGGGUACGAGUGACCCUACCCGUCUUUGCAGUCAAGAACUGCAGCUUUGAUCUGCUCUUGGAACGAACGUGGUUGAGCCACGUGCAUGCGGUGACGAUAGAGCGACCAGAUGGGAGCCAAACAUUGUCCAUUAAGAAGCUAGAUGGGACGCGGGUUAUGAUUGAGACGGUGGAGUAUCGGGACCCGAGGAACAGAGCAGCUCUCGCAGUGGGAGCACGACCCAGUGAUCAGAUUAAGUCAUUACCUAUCUCUGGCCGCGCGGUGCGAUUUCGUGAGAAGAAGUAUGGACCACUGCUCACAGAGGACAAAGGUCGGAUCGUGGAAGUGGAAGAUUUGGGGAGGUAUGAUGAGGUACCCUUUGAUCCUAGGGACAGGCAUCUCACGGCUAUGCACACGCCAUUGGGACUGAUACAGAUGAUGGUCGUCCCUAUGGGUUGGACUAAUGGGGUAGCCGUUUUUCAGAGAGCCAUGGUAGCCGUCCUCAAGGACUUCAUCCCUGAUAAGGUUGAAGUUUUUCUGGAUGAUUUUCCUAUUAAGGGGCCAGUAAAGAAGGAUGAGACCGAGGUUGUACCACGAGUUAGAAGAUUCGUCGAGCAGCACCUAACAGAUAUUUGCGCGGUACUCGAGCAGCUGGACGAUGCGAAAUUAACGGUCAGCGGAACAAAGAGCCGAUGGGCCGUCUCGACUAUUAAGAUCUUGGGCUUUAUCUGUGACUCGAGAGGACGUCGAGCAGAUCCGGCGAAGCUAGACAAACUCCUGAACUGGCCGUCACCGUUACAUAGUCGAACCGAGGUCCAACAGUUUCUGGGAGUGGUCAGUUACUGGCGUAUAUUCAUACGGGGGUAUGCGGAGAAGGCUGAGCCAUUGAGGUUACUCCUUCAAAAGACUGAAAAAUUUUACUGGGAUUCCUCGCAGGAACUCGCUAUGCAAGAGCUUAAAGACGAAUUUAAGGAGGGAGGACGCAUACUGGGCGUGCCAUUCUUUGACGAUGAGACCGAGAGACCCUUCAUAGUAUCCACGGAUGCUGGACCUUGUUCAGUUGGAGGGUUGCUGUCUCAGAAAGACGUUGAAGGACAGGAAAGGCCGUUAAGGUUUGAGAGUAGGACACUUAAUACGGCAGAACGAAACUACAGUCAAUUCAAGAAGGAAGUGUUGGCCGUUCUACAGUGUCUGGACACGUCCAGACACUAUAUCUAUGGGCGUCGGUUCAUCUUGAGAGUAGAUCCCACAGCGGUUGCCUCUGUCCUCCAGAAGGACUUUAGCCUGACGGACCCGACCAUUGCUCGAUGGCUGAUACGGAUUCGGCUAUAUGAUUAUGCAGUUGAGAGGAUAUCUGGCACUAAAAAUGUCGUGGCAGAUGGGCUUUCGCGCAUCCCUCUUGAGGUCGAGCGCCUGAUAGUAGCUGGGGCCCUGACAUUGGUAGAGCCGAGGUACGCCGAACGAUUUCUGGUUAACCUUUACGAGGGCAAGUACCGAACGAUCGGGCUACACCUGUCAGGAGAGGAGAGUCAAGAAUCAGAUAUCCAGAGACAAGCGGCGCAGUACUGCCUCAGAGCCGGCCAUCUAUUUCGAAGGCCGGUCGGCUCGGGGAUGCCCUUACGAGUAGUCUUUGACCCUGAGGAGAGACAGACGAUAGUUGCGGAACUUCACGACGGGGUAGUCGGAGGACACAGAGGAGUCAAAGAAACCUACGAAAAGGUACGCAGGUUGUACUGGUGGGAAGGACAGUAUAAGGACGUCGAGAGGUACUGCAUGACCUGCGAGGAAUGCCAGAAGAGAGCUCUUGUGAAAUACAAAGAGCCUCUCCAUCCAUCAUAUCCCACCAGACCAAGAGAGAAGGUACACAUCGAUCUGGUGAAGAUGCCGAAAGGAGUAGGCAAUAUGAAAUACGUCGUGAACAUACGAGACGAUUUCACUGGGUUCGUGGACGGUAGACCUAUCAGGAGUAAGACGACAAAGGAAGUGAAGAACUUCGUCCUGGAGUACUUAUGUAAAUAUGGUUGCAUCAGCAAGAUAGUGAUGGACAGAGGGUCUGAGUUUUUAGCUGACGAGGUUCAGAGUGUGUUCAAGAGAGCCGGGGCGAGAGUUUCGAUGGCCACCGCCUACCACCCACAGUCGAACUCCCCAGUAGAGAGGGGGCAUCAGACUCUGAUAGCGUCACUAUCCAAGUGGUGCAAAGGUAAGGACAGUGAUUGGCCACGGUAUUUUCGAUAUGCGAUAUGGGCGGACAACGUCACGGUCCAGGCUAACACUGGGUACCCACCCUACACCUUGUGGUUUGGGCGACAUUUUCCGCACCCCAUAGAAUUUCACAUCGACAGCUGGACGACCAUUGACUGGGCGGAGGAGAUGUCCCGAGAGGAGCUCAUAGCUACCCGAACAAGACAGAUAGCCUACGGCUUGGAAGACAACCUUAUGACAGCGGCAGAUCGUCUGGCAGUGGAAAGGGACAAAGGUAAAGAGAGAUGGGAUAAGAACGUGCGGAUCAAAAAGGAGAGGGUGAGCACAGGAGAUAUGGUCCUUCUCUACGACGCAGCACUGGAAAGGACCUGGACCGGAAAACUCGCAAACAGAUGGAUGAGACCUUACAGAGUGGUUGAGGCACUCGACUGGGGUACAUAUAUGAUAGCGGAAUUAGACGGAUCCAAGUGGAAGGGCCUAGUGGCAGGUGCUAGGUUAAAGUUGUUUAGACCCAGGUCUGCACCCACCUUAUCGCUGACAGGCCCGAAAGGGAAAGGGAAGGCCAAAAUGGAGGAUGGAACUCCCUCGAGGCGAUAUGAGGCGGGAGAGAGUUCCAAGAAGAGGAAAAGGGUGGAGAAAAGAAAGGUCAAAGGGUUGGCGAUGGGAAAGAGGAAGAAAUGGUUAUUCGUGCUCAGGAGAGCCAGACGGAGAGUUCGUAUUAGACAAGCUGACGAGUCGGCACCUAUCACGGGCCGACGUCAGAAGAGAGAGAGAAUCCUUUCCAGGCCAGAUUUUCGAAGAAAAAGGGGAGUCAAGAAGCGUUUUCUUAAUCCCAGAACUCAUAACGAACUGAAACAUAAGACAAUUGAACGCCGACAUGGGCGUCCUUUAUGGGAAAUCACCCUGAAGCUCGUCCGCUUCGUUUUGACGUAAGUGAAAAGGGCUCGACGGGGGCGUCGAGAAGUGGUCCGGGCUAACUGUCAGGCGGUCACAAUAAGUGCGCCGCCUGAAAUCUGCGGUUUUGGGACUUAGGCUCAGGGACAAGUCCGUGUUUUGACGGUACUCUGAUAUGACCAGGCAACAAAAAUUAGGGGAACUC
Chara braunii is the source of this 3670-nucleotide messenger RNA. NCBI's taxonomy places the organism in Eukaryota, Viridiplantae, Streptophyta, Charophyceae, Charales, Characeae. The record is from the annotation of a GenBank genome assembly.